CCGGAGCGGCACAGCCCGAGCGAGCUCAGACCAGAAGCAGACCAGCCCAGAGCAGCUCAGUUCAGCUUAGAGCAGCCCAGCUCAGCCGGGCGGAGGUGGCAGCGGCUGCGGCAGCCAGAGCUGUCCCGUAUCAGCCGCUGUCGGCACACCCCGGCUGCGUUCCGGAGCGCCGGCCGGAAUCUGAGAGAGCGAGGGAAGGCGCCCGGCCCGCACUUCGCCGCUCUCCGCCCGCAAUCGCCCGGGACACCCGCCGCGACACCGACAUCGACACCGGCCGCCGCCGCCGGCGCCGCGCCAUGGCGCUCGCAAGGCAAGUGCUUUGUGUGUGUGCUUUGCUGGGGCUGCCGCUCGCUCGCGCCGAGCCCAUCCGCUACUCCGUAGCCGAGGAGGCGGAAAGCGGCUCCCUGGUGGGCGAGCUGGCCGAGGACGCGGGGCUGACGCCGGCGCAGCUCUCGGCUCGCCGCGCCCGCCUGGUCUCGGAGGACGGCCGCCAGCAUUUUCGCUUGGAGCGCGCCUCCGGCCGCCUCGUCGUGGCGGGGAGGCUGGACCGGGAGCAGCUGUGCGCCCAGUCCGACACCUGCAUGCUCCCCUUCGAGCUGCUGCUCUCCAAUCCUCUGCAGUUCUUUCGGGUCGAGGUGACUGUGAAGGAUAUCAAUGAUCAUUCACCCGUCUUUCUCGAGGAUCAAGUCAGUUUUGAAAUCCCUGAAACGAGCGAGCCGGGUUCUCGUUUUCCGCUGGAGGGGGCUCGGGACCUUGAUAUUGGCAGCAAUAACAUCCAGGCGUACAGUAUCUUUCCUGAGAACGAUUACUUUAGUGUCUCCUAUGGAAGUCGGACUGAAGACGACAAAUAUGUUGAACUGGUCUUAGAAAAGGCACUAGACAGAGAGGAGCAGGCAGAGAUAGGUUUCAGCGUUAUUGCCGUGGAUGGGGGUACUCCAUCCCGGAGUGGCACCACCCAAGUCCACAUUGCAGUUCUAGACGCAAAUGACAAUGCUCCCAUCUUCACACAGGAGGUGUACAUUACAAAGGUUUUGGAGAACAUGCCAGAAGGCACUGUGGUUCUUACUGUUUUAGCAAGUGACCCGGAUGCAGAAGUUAAUGGGGUCAUCUCCUAUCAACUCAGCCAGGCAGUGGGACAGAGUGACUCAGCAUUUGUGAUUGACCCCAUGAGUGGUGUCAUUAAACUCACAAAACCUCUAGACUUUGAGGAAGCAGAGGAUCAUGAAGUCCGUGUGAGGGCCAGAGAUGGAGGAGGGCUGUCAGCAAUCUGCAAGGUGUUGGUGGAGGUGGUGGAUGUGAAUGACAAUGCCCCAGAGCUGGUGGUCAGUUCCUUCAGCAGUCCCCUCCCCGAGAACACAGUGCCCGGCACGGUGGUUGCCCUGUUUACGGUCAGGGACCGGGAUUCUGGUGCCAACGGGAAGAUCUCCUGUGCCCUGCAGGAUCAGCUCUUCUUCUCCCUGCGGCCAGCCUACAAGAAUUACUAUGAGCUGGUGACGGUGAGCACGCUGGACCGCGAGGAGACGCCUCAGUACAUCCUCAGUGUGACGGCAGCAGAUGCGGGCUCGCCUCCUCUCACCAGCACGCACACCUUCACCGUGGACAUCUCCGACGUCAAUGACAAUGCCCCCGUCUUCAACCAGACCUCCUACACCAUGUACGUGCGUGAGAACAACGUGCCCACGGUGUUUGUGGGAGCCGUGAGCGCUGCAGAUGCUGACAUGGGGCUGAAUGCCAAGGUGACCUAUUCCCUGGCAGCAGAGCAAGGGCCAGAGCGGGCGUGGUGCUCGUGCAUCUCGGUGAACUCGGAGAAGGGACACGUGUUUGUGCUGCGGCCCCUGGACUACGAGCGCUUGAGGCAGACCGAGGUGACGGUCAGUGCCUCUGACGCGGGCUCUCCUCCGCUGAGAGCCAACGUCACCGUGCGCCUGGUGGUGCUGGACGAGAACGACAACGCCCCGCUCGUGCUCUACCCGGUCCAGGAGAGCGGCCCGGCCUCCAGUGAGCUGGUGCCCGUGUCGGCUGAGGCGGGCUACCUCAUCAGCAAAGUGGUGGCCGUCGAUGCCGACUCGGGACAGAACUCGUGGCUCUCCUACCACCUGCUCAGGGCCACCGACCCAGGCCUGUUUUCCGUGGGCCUGCAAAGCGGCGAGGUGCGUCUCAGGAGGCCGGUGACAGAGAGAGACAGCGUCAAGCAGAAGCUGGUGGUGCUGGUCAGAGACAACGGCAAGCCCCCGCUGUCAGCCACGGCAGCUCUCAGCGCUCUCCUGCUCAAGGACUUCUCCGACGUGCGCCUGCCGCACAGCAGCCCGGCCAGCCAGGAUCAGGCUGCCGCCUCCCUGACCACCUAUUUAAUCAUUGCCUUGGUCUUUGUCUCCCUCCUCUUCCUCAUCUCCACGGCAGUGCUGCUGGCUCGCAAGGUGUGCAGGAGGAAGGAGCUGAAGGCUGGCCAUGUGCUCUAUGCUGCCGACACCUUGCAGAACGGUCUGGCCGAUGCGGCCGCUGCAGGGACCCUGCCCCGCGCCUAUUGCUACGAGAUCAGCCUCACCACGGGCUCGGGCAACAGCGAGUUCAGAUUCCUCAAGCCCAUCCUGCCCAGCCUGCCCCCACAGCACUGCGCCGUGGGCCAGGGCCCCGAUGAGGAACAGGAUUUCCCCGGUGUCCCUGUCAGCAGCGAGGACAUGGCCCCAGACAAUGCUGGCACUCUCUCUGCAGGACAGUUCAACGCUCUUUCCUUUGACUAGCUGGGGUCUGCUCAGACUGAGGCUUCAUGGCCUAUGUGGGAAGGAAAAUAUCCAGGCCACAGCAUGUGGCAGUGGUACCUCUUGAGUAAAUUUGUAUUUUCAAUUGGUGCAAUCAGCUUCCUUCAAAAUCCAAUUCAGAAUAAAUAUUUUCUGCCCCUCCAAAGCACAAAUAAGAAAGAAAAGUCACUCAGGUUCUCACACUGAGGCAAUAGUAUGUUUCAGCUCUUAUGGUAAUUUCUGGGAAGUGUUUAAGUGUGGGAAUAGCACUCCAGCUAUGCUGUUUUCUCUCUUUCUUUGCAAGUAGACAGUCAAGCUUUUCUUCUGUCUCGUGACACAAACGCACACUUUGACAGACUCUUCCAGAUCUUCUCCUUCAUAACAUUCAGAAAACCCUUUUCCCAGCUCAGGAAAGCAAAUAUGUUGAGAGUACAUUGUCACAGUGUUUUGUGAGGACUGGCCUCUUUCUUCCCCGGGUUCCGGAUGCCUCUGUCUGAGAUGAGUGGGUUCCAUGUGCUUUGGUUUCCUGUCAGUCUGUACAGCCACUGAGUGUUUGCCUAUCUUUCACUAGUGCUGCCUGGUGGAGUUGCUCCCAUCCAACCUCUGCAAUGCAGGCAGUUGCAGCUCAGCUGCCAAGAAGAGUAUUCUGACCCUCUGAGUACAGGAGUCUCAUCCUCUCCAGGGCAGAGAAGAGCAGUAAAAUG
Molecule: messenger RNA, 3442 nt
Organism: Melozone crissalis (California towhee)
Lineage: Eukaryota; Metazoa; Chordata; Aves; Passeriformes; Passerellidae
Product: protocadherin beta-15-like
Exons: 1
Coding region: 297-2741 (814 amino acids)
Biological process (GO): homophilic cell-cell adhesion
Cellular component (GO): plasma membrane
Molecular function (GO): calcium ion binding
Source: RefSeq, a predicted model, not a curated record